Molecule: messenger RNA, 774 nt
Organism: Physcomitrium patens
Lineage: Eukaryota; Viridiplantae; Streptophyta; Bryopsida; Funariales; Funariaceae
Source: RefSeq, a predicted model, not a curated record
AGGCAAAUAUGAAUCUACAGACAGAAGGCCUGGUGGAGAGAGCCUGGAAUUCGACCAUGGGAGCACGACGAAUUGCUCUACCAUUCCAGACCUGGGAGAGGUCCUGGGUUGAAUCCAUGGAUCUUGUCCACCUCGGCAAAUGCUCCCUUUGCAACAUUCGACAAUGAACGCUUCCAAAGACAGACAAAUCCGAUGGUGAUACCUCCUUGGGAGAAGGACGAGCACCCGCACAUGAAAUCCAGAGGCUUUACUCUGGGUCAUGUUGACGCUGAACUGCGGAAGAAGAUUCACAAGUUGCCAUGGGAGUUGGAUGACGGAGACAACUCGAAUCCCAAGGAGUCUCGCACUUUCGACCUAAAAUAUCCAGAUAACAAAUGGAAUGGAAGCCCUUGGAAUCGCAAACCUGGAGCCAACAGAUCCAUGACUCCGCCGCCACCGAGGCCUAAGAUUAUUCGAGAGGCAAUGUCCUGCGCAGCUCCUUUUGCUACAAAAGAUAACAUGGUCAUAGUAAAGUAUGGAGAGGGCAAGCCAAGUCUAUACAACAACAUAUUGCGGCGCAGACAGAGAGCCGCGAAGCCCUUUGUGGAAACGCACUGUCCAUUUGAACGGGAUGAGUAUGACCCCGCAGGAAAAUUACCGAAGAGGCCUAACGUCUUUCCAAGGGAUAUAAACACGUAUAAACCUUGGCCCAUUCCUCAUGCGGAGGAGAAGAAGUUAAUAGAUGGUCUACCCCUUCAUUGUGAUUUGAAGGAAGGUAUGCUACCAUGCAGUUGA